This is a messenger RNA of Miscanthus lutarioriparius, 1182 nucleotides long. The record is from the annotation of a GenBank genome assembly. NCBI's taxonomy places the organism in Eukaryota, Viridiplantae, Streptophyta, Magnoliopsida, Poales, Poaceae.
AUGAAGACGACGGAGACAAGCCUGAGCGGCAGCGGCCGGCAAGACCUCGGCGCCAAACCCUCCGACGACGACGAAGCCUGCGUGGACUGUCUGAGCGCGCUCCCCAACAGCGUCCUGCUCAGCAUCCUCGCGGGUCUCGGCGACGCCGCCGCCGCUGGUCGGACCAACGUGCCCUCCAGGCUCCAGCAGCUGACGCUGCUCCCGGAGCUCCGCUUCGUCCCUCUCUCGUCUCAUCGCGUCAGCGCUGGCCGGCCACGAAGCGGAGCUCAGGCACCUGAAGAUGACCGGAUCGUCUUCACCAACCAGGCGCCCGGGACCGGGAGAGACGCCGACGCCGACGCUCACGAGGCGGCGCUCAGCUACCUCAGCGUCCGGACACUGGACGCCGACGCCGAGUCCGUGGCGGCCUGGCUCCCCGCCGUGGCGCGCCGCUUCACCGGCCACCUCAGCUUCACGAACCACGCGCCGGGGAGAGACAUCGACGACGACGGCGGCGAUGAGGAAAGGGGCUCCCUUGAGCUGCCCUGCCUGGCGAGCGCCACCAGCGUGACCCUCGACCUCGGGUGCGGUCUGGGCCUCGCCGUCGCGCCCGUCGGCGUCUUCGCUCGGCUCACCGACAUCUCCCUGACCAGCGUCUUGUUCCGCGGCCCGUGCGCGCUCAGCGACGCCGUCUCAUCCCCGCGGUGCCCCUGCCUGGUCAAACUCACGGUCCACGGCGCCCGGGGCCUGGACAACCUCACGAUCCGUUCGGAUUCUCUCCGGGAGAUGACGCUGGACAAGCCGGUCGCCGACAUCUCAGCGCCUGCGCUGAAGGUGCUCAGGUGGGGGGAUCUGUUUGAUCCGAUCUCUGUCCACCUUGGUACCAUGAAGCAUCUGGAGAGCGUGUGCCCCAUCAUACUUCUUGUGUAUGGAUCUCCGGCCAUUGCGCCCGAUCCCGAUCGAGACUGUCUAGGGCUGUUGCGGUGUUUUAAGACCAUCCAACAUCUCCACCUCACACUAGCCUACCUGCCGGGUGUAUACACAAAUGUAUCGCUGAUGAUCGUUUUUGAGAAAUUCAGCCAUGGAGGAGUGGUGGUGGAGGACACGGGCGAUGAUGAGGACCUAGAGGUGGAGGAUGAAGAUUUUGAAUACUCGGAGGAGGAGGAGGAGGAGGAUAUUGCUGAUGAAUAUGUGGGCUCUUAA